Sphaeramia orbicularis (orbiculate cardinalfish) is the source of this 2710-nucleotide messenger RNA. It is a transcript of the gene acss2l, whose product is annotated as acyl-CoA synthetase short chain family member 2 like. The transcript has 18 exons. Gene Ontology annotation, molecular function: acetyl-CoA synthetase activity; AMP binding. The record is from RefSeq and is a predicted model, not a curated record. NCBI's taxonomy places the organism in Eukaryota, Metazoa, Chordata, Actinopteri, Kurtiformes, Apogonidae. The coding region runs from base 227 to 2248 and encodes 673 amino acids.
ACCCUGUGAGCCGAUUGGCGGCCCUGGCUCCAAGCAGAAAGGGGAGACACUGAAGCUCAGGGAUUAGAGGUGGGUCUACGUAUGUGUGCUGAAUUGUGUACAGGAGGCCCUUGCACUGCUCUUCUUUCCCAGGAGGAUACAGACCAGAUCAGCAAGUGGCUCCAGAGUAACCCAUUUUCUGCUGCGGCUCAGAUGAUAUAGACCUGUCUGCAUCUGCCCUACCACAAUGGUUGUUCCUGAAUCUCAGGACAAAAUGUUCUAUCCUCCUGAUAACCUUCAGAGGGAUGCUCAUGUGCCAGACUUCAACUCUUAUCUGGCACUGUACAGGAAGUCUCUAGAGAAUCCAGAAGCAUUCUGGAAAAAAAUUGCUGAUGAAUUCUUUUGGAAGAAACCUGCUACAGGACCAGUGCUGCAGUAUAACUUUGACGUGACUAAAGGAAGCGUCUAUGUCAAAUGUAUGGAAGGGGCCAAAACCAAUAUGUGCUACAAUAUCUUGGACAGGCAUGUGAGAGAGAGGAACCUCGGUGAUAAAGUUGCCUAUUACUGGGAGGGAAACUCACCUGACCACCACAUGGUUAUCACCUACCGACAGCUGCUGAGCCAGGUCUGCCGCUGUGCAAAUGUCCUCAAGAAAAUGGGUGUGAAAAAGGGAGACAGAGUGUCGAUCUACCUUCCCAUGAUCCCUGAGCUGGUCUACACUAUGCUGGCCUGUGCCAGAAUAGGGGCUGUUCACUCCAUUGUGUUUGCAGGUUUCUCCUCUGAGUCUCUGUGUGAGAGGAUUAUGGACGCCCAGAGCAGCGUCCUGGUGACAGCAGAUGGUGUUUAUAGAGGAGAGAAGUUGAUCAACCUGAAGCAGAUUGCAGAUGAAGCACUGGAGAAGUGCCGGGAAAAAACUUCAUCCAGUGUCACCAAAUGCCUUGUUGUUAAACACCAUGUUCUGAGGACAAAAAGUGGAGCUGCAUGCAACAAACUGCAGACACCCUGGGAUUCUGAAUACGAUGUGUGGUGGGACGAGGCCAUGAGAGACAUUCCUGACGAGUGUGAACCUGAGUGGCUGGACGCUGAGGACCCACUGUUUAUUCUUUACACCAGCGGCUCCACCGGCAAACCCAAGGGUGUUCUCCACAGUGUUGCUGGGUAUCUGCUCUACACAUCACUGACUUUUAAGUAUGUUUUUGAUCAUCACCAUGACGACGUGUACUGGUGCACAGCCGACGUGGGCUGGAUCACAGGCCACUCCUACAUCACCUAUGGACCCCUCGCAAAUGGCGCCACAAGUGUCUUAUUCGAGGGUAUUCCCACACACCCUCAUGUCGGCCGCUACUGGGAGAUUAUUGAGAAGUACGAAGUGACCAAAUUCUACACUGCACCCACCGCUAUCAGGCUGCUGAUGAAGUAUGGUCGGGAGCCGCUGCAGAAGUAUGACCUCUCCAGCCUGAGGAUUCUGGGUAGUGUGGGUGAGCCGAUCAACCCGGAGGCGUGGCACUGGUACCACGAUGUGGUCGGUCAGGGCAGAUGUCCUGUGGUCGACACUUUCUGGCAAACUGAGACGGGAGGUCAUGUCUUGACUCCACUUCCUGCUGCCACGCCUCUGAAACCAGGCUCUGCUACGUUUCCAUUCUUUGGAGUAGAGCCUAUAAUCUUAAAUGAACAUGGAGAGGAACUGGAGGGAGAGGCUGAGGGUUACCUUGUUUUCAGGAGGCCUUGGCCUGGAAUCAUGCGUACUGUGUACAAAAACCACGAGCGUUUUGAAAACACCUACUUUAAGAAAUUCCCUGGUUUCUACGUGACUGGUGAUGGUUGCAGGCGGGACAAAGAUGGGUAUUACUGGAUUACAGGUAGAAUAGACGACAUGCUGAAUGUGUCAGGCCACCUGAUGAGCACAGCAGAGGUGGAAGGGGCUCUGGCCGAGCACCCAGCUGUGGCUGAGGCUGCUGUUGUGAGCCGACCUCACAAGGUGAAGGGCGAAUGUCUCUACUGUUUCGUCACUCUCAAAGACAGCAAGGAGUUUAAUCACACUCUGGUGGAGGAGCUCAAGAGACAAGUGAGAGAAAAAAUUGGACCAAUCGCCACACCAGACUACAUUCAAAAUGCCCCAGCACUCCCAAAAACCCGCUCAGGGAAGAUCAUGAGGCGAAUCCUUCGACAGAUCGCCCGCAAUGAGAAGGACCUGGGUGACCUUUCAACCCUGUCUGACCCUAAAGUAGUUGAGGUGCUGUUUAGUCAGAGAUGUGAAGCUGCAGCCUGAAGGGGCUCCGGUCUCCUCAGACCACACCACAGUACAAAUGAAGACGAUCACAGACUGCUGGGGUUUGCAUCAGUGUUAGUGUUAGUGUGCACUCUGUGAAACUACAAUUACACCGCUGACACUGAGAUGUAUAAAUUGUUGUUUUAUUAUAGGGAAAAAUAAUCCUAAUCGUUCAGAGCCAGAUUUGAUGAUUUCCAGAGGUGUUUCAUGUUGACACAUUAAUACGGGGUUAUUUUAAAGUGAUUGUUGGUUUGUGUUUGGGCCAAAACUGAAGACUAUAGCUAUAUUUUAUAUUAAAGCCAGUUCUUUUAAAGCUUUUUAGCUUUAUGUCUCAUAUGAUCAGAAAAGGUUGAUCUAUUUUAAGUGUCUUCCAGCAAAGAAGUCAUGUUUGUAGAGCUUGUUUCUAAUAGAGAUGUAUAUUUCCAAUCUGUACCCUAAGAAUAAAGUGUUUUAAAUUCUUUC